AUGAAGGACCAUGAGGAUUCCAGCAGCAACGACGAGGGGAACGCCGAGGGCGUUGUUGUCGAAAAUACACGCACACCCGAGUUCGACAGGGACGAGGUUAUUCCGAAGCUGCUUUUGGAUGUGGUCGAGCGUCUGACCAAGAUCGCAGUGAUGUGCGAAUCGCCCAGCACCGCCGACCACAGUAGCGUGAAGAACCUAGUGAAGAACAUGUACAAGUUCGAGAAGGCGUUGCGUAAGCUGCAGAAGGUAACGCAGCAGGAGCAUGACGGCACAGACACCAUUUUCAAAGGCGCUCUCAGAGCUGUUGAUAACUACAUAAACCCCUACGACUGGGCAAUGACGAAUGUAGUAGGCAAGUACCGCACCGAAGGCAAGAAGCUUGACAGUGCUCUCGACACCGUGGACACGCUACACAAGAAGCUACUUGAACGGCUACAGAACACGAAGGCGCCAGGUGCCGCGAAAGAAGUGGCCAGCGAAACUACUGGCGAAGCGGUCAACGAGGCGGCAUGA
Babesia ovata is the source of this 513-nucleotide messenger RNA. RefSeq names its product mediator complex subunit MED10, putative. Bases 1 to 513 code for a protein of 170 amino acids. NCBI's taxonomy places the organism in Eukaryota, Apicomplexa, Aconoidasida, Piroplasmida, Babesiidae. The record is from RefSeq and is a predicted model, not a curated record. The transcript has 5 exons.